Racocetra persica is the source of this 129-nucleotide messenger RNA. Lineage: Eukaryota; Fungi; Glomeromycota; Glomeromycetes; Diversisporales; Gigasporaceae. The record is from the annotation of a GenBank genome assembly.
AUGUCACCGUCGGCAGUUUUUGUCCAGUCAAAUGUCGCUGUCGGCAGUUCUUCCGAAAAAUCCUCCCAGAAGACAAAAUGUCGCCAUCUAGGAGAGAAUUUUAGCUGUUUCCUAUUUGGUAAUUUGUAA